This is a messenger RNA of Drosophila innubila, 617 nucleotides long. RefSeq names its product general odorant-binding protein 19d (gene Obp19d). The transcript has 3 exons. NCBI's taxonomy places the organism in Eukaryota, Metazoa, Arthropoda, Insecta, Diptera, Drosophilidae. The record is from RefSeq and is a predicted model, not a curated record. Gene Ontology annotation, molecular function: odorant binding. Gene Ontology annotation, biological process: sensory perception of smell. The coding region runs from base 23 to 466 and encodes 147 amino acids.
AAUUGUUUGUCUCGCAAUCAACAUGUCGCGUUUAGUUUGUUUGGGAUUACUGCUCCUGGUGGCUGUCGUUGCAGUCUCCACGGCACCACACGAGGAUUUGAGCAAGGAGCAUACCGCCGAGGUGGCCCAGGAGUGCAAAACGGAGACGGGCGCCACCGAUGAGGAUGUGGAGCAUAUGAUGCACCAUAAGCCAAGUGAUUCCCAUGAGGGCAAAUGUCUGCGCGCCUGCAUGAUGAAGAAAUUCGAGAUUAUGGAUGACGACGGCAAACUGAACAAGGAACGUGCUCUGGAAUUGGUUAAGAUCAUGAGCAAGGAUGAUGCUGCCAAGGAAGCUGCUGGCGCUGAUGUUGUUGACAAAUGCGAGAGUCUUGAGGUGCCCGAGGAUUACUGCGUUGCGGCCGCUGCUUAUGAGACCUGCAUUGUGGAGAACAUGCAUGAGCAUGGUCUGUCCCUGGAGGAGCACUAAGGUCAUGUUCCAUGUCCCUUCCCGCACGACAAGCGCCACACAGGCUAAAUGGAUCCACAUUUGUAUCAACUUAUUUUUUUUUUCUAUAUAUUCUUUACACAACUACUAGUUCCUAAGCCUAUCUAAAUAAAUCUGUAUAAGCUGCAUCUAA